Messenger RNA from Dreissena polymorpha, 1390 nucleotides. Its product is annotated as cadherin EGF LAG seven-pass G-type receptor 1-like. Gene Ontology annotation, molecular function: calcium ion binding. The transcript has 5 exons. Gene Ontology annotation, biological process: homophilic cell-cell adhesion. Bases 584 to 1390 code for a protein of 268 amino acids. NCBI's taxonomy places the organism in Eukaryota, Metazoa, Mollusca, Bivalvia, Myida, Dreissenidae. The record is from RefSeq and is a predicted model, not a curated record. Gene Ontology annotation, cellular component: plasma membrane.
UAGAAUAAUAAAUGCGAUGGAUAUUUCACAAAGACUCUUACAUUAUUUCAUAACUAUGUAGUUGACUGUAAUCAAUUAAUAAUUGCAUUUUAUUUUGCUGAAUGAUUGAUUGUAGAAAAUCCAUUGGGACGAUACAUAUGGAUUCCAAUUUAGGCGAAUAUUUCAUAUGCGCACUUUUGGAGUGCUUUUUAAACGCGGACUAGCACAUCAUGACUUUUCUAUGUCAUAUUGAGUCGAUAUUUGAAUAUCUAAUUAAUUGGUAGAAAAACAAUUUUUUUUAUACGUCUAUACAGUGGAGGAUUCUACUCCAAGCAGGAAAUCGAUUAACUUUCUAUCAAAACAUUGACAAUGUUGUUCCUAUAAUGAUGCAGGGGAGAUAGCAUAUCUUAGUAAGGCAAGAGUCACCAGACUUUGGUGUCAGACCAGCGUCCAAUAAGAAAAGUUAUAGCGAGUCAUGUGACGUUCAAACGUCAGUAACGUCGCGUAACGUCAUAGCAACGUCGUCAUUAUUAUUAGCGACGACAAAAUCGAAGCACGCGAAAUUAAGCUAAAAAUACUUUCCAAGAUGUAGCCAUGAAAUUGAAUGGGUAAUAAGAUUAGCGUUCCGGCAGACAAGGAGGGAUCCGCCAUUUCAUUUUUACGUCAACGCUUUGGCAACAACGAUGGAAAUGCUGACCAGUUGACCUUCGAGAUCUCGGACGAGAGCGAGAACGAGCGUUCCUACACGUCCUACACCCUUGACAUCCAGGUGGUCGGCGUGAACGACUACGCGCCGCUCUUCCUCUUUUCGCCAUACAACGUCUACGUGAACGAGGACCGGCGGCCCGGCGCCGUCGUAGCCAAUCCAAUCCACGGUAACGACGCGAUGUUCUACAUGGAUCCCCGUACGGCCGCCGUUUACCUGCGCGACCGGCUGGACUACGAACGGAACUCGGAUUACGUCAUCACCAUACAGGUCAACGACGACGGCAUGCCAAAAAGGCGUUCCUCGACGGCGCAACUCAACGUCCACGUGAAAGACGUCAAUGAUAACCCGCCCGUCUGCGAGGACACGUUCCUCGCUCUCCAUUUUGACGAGAGAACUCCAGCGGGCUCAGUGAUAGCUAACAUCAAGUGUUCAGACGCGGAUUCCGGAAAUAAUGGUCGACUGUCUUACACAAUCACGCAAGGGGACUUGACAAAAUUCCGCCUGCAAGGUUCGAACCUGGUGCUGGACAAGGCAAUUGACGUGGACAGGGAGUCGCCCACGUGGCGCGUGUCAGUCCUUGUCCAGGACAGGGGCGAGCCCCGCCUCUCCCCUCGUCAUCGUCGAUCUCCAUAUUCGUGGAGGACGUGGAUGACAACGCGCCGGUGUGGGCGCCGCCAGAGAAUGGGGAAUAUCCGUAGGUGA